AUGGUUUAUGGCGAUGCUAUGCCGCCAUUGGACUUGACAGAUAGCUGUAUGGUAUCUGAGGAUACGCUGAUGGAAGAGCGUAACGCUCUCGAUGACAGGGGCUGGAACACGAAGGGUGAGAUUUCCAGCAACAGUUACAUACGGGCUCGCUACUUGAUGGCGUAUGUCUUUGACGAGGUGAUAGAAGUGGCACUUGGCAACGAUACCCAUGCCACGCUUGAAUAUCUUCAGUAG
Molecule: messenger RNA, 234 nt
Organism: Fusarium musae
Lineage: Eukaryota; Fungi; Ascomycota; Sordariomycetes; Hypocreales; Nectriaceae
Exons: 2
Coding region: 1-234 (77 amino acids)
Source: RefSeq, a predicted model, not a curated record